Molecule: messenger RNA, 1836 nt
Organism: Astyanax mexicanus (Mexican tetra)
Lineage: Eukaryota; Metazoa; Chordata; Actinopteri; Characiformes; Acestrorhamphidae
Product: probable methyltransferase-like protein 24
Exons: 5
Coding region: 108-1175 (355 amino acids)
Source: RefSeq, a predicted model, not a curated record
AAGAGGGGGUCGCUGAAGAAUGCACAUAAUGCCGCUGGGCUAGCUCUAGUGAAGGGUCCAGCUGAGCCGGCUGCUUUCUCAGCAGAGCCCUGGAGCUAUGAGGAGGGAUGCAGAGGGAAGGCAUGGCGACCUGCAGGAGCGGCGGGCUGAGGGGCCUUGUCCCCCGGGUGUUCGUGUUCGCUCUGUCGCUGCUGCUGCUCCUGCAGCUCAUGGUCAGUCUGGCGGUGCUUCGUAGUUCCCCCGGACCCGCAGAGCAGCCCGUCUUCACCGUCAUUACCAUACAGGGGGCCGUGCGCCCCGGCGAGUCUGUGCGGUCAGCCGCGGCGGUGCUGAGGGGUCUGGAGAACCUGCCGGAGGACGAGUCUGCAGGACUGGCAGCUGACGAAGAGGAGACUGAGCUGAACCCACAGCAGGUCACUGAUAGAGAGGUUGUGCUUCAGCCGUGGGCAUCAGAACAGCCCUCCUUCAGCACUGAAGUGCAGCGUCUCACUCAGUUCAUCACUACACCAGAGGUGAAUUGUUCCAGGUGGCUCGGUUCAGUUGGGCCUCAGUCUGCACUGGAAAGUUCUGACACUCUGUGCAUGGACUACUGGACCAGUGGCAAUCCUUGUGUGGCUUACUCCUUCAGUCUGGAUGGAAAGGAUGCAGUGUUUCUGGACUCCACGCUGAGCCUGGGGUUUGAGGUGCAUCGUUUUGACCCCAGCAGAAGGCUCAGGCACAGUGGUGGGUCUGGAUUAGGAUCCAUUCAGCACCAUCAAGCCUGGCUGGACUGGAGACGCCCCCACGCUCGUCCUCACAGGGGGGUUCUGGGUACUGUGCCUCGCAGGCUGGCGGACAUCAUGGCCUCCCUGGGCCACAGAACGGUGGAUGUUGUGCGAGCGGAUCUUGAGAGUGCAGAGUGGCGUGUGUUGGAGAGUUGGGUUCAGGAUGGAACUCUCGGAAAGAUCAAUCAGCUCAUCCUGACAGUUCACCUCCAGUGGGCGGGGUUUGAAGUUGGUGGCACUGAAGUGGAAGUAGUCCGGUUCUGGUACAGCAUACUGAAGGCUCUCCACAACUCAGGACUCCACCUCGCUCACUCGACUUACGGACCAGGACAUACAGUACUGAGACAUGAACUUCCCGGCACACACAGCUCAUACACACUCAGCUGGGUCAGGACCAGAGAGCACCUCUAACCUGUGCUUAUAAACUGUAAAACCUCUGAUUGCUUAUUGGAACUAUGGGAGCUAUGAUGUCUUGAUCAUUUCUGCACCAGAGGAAUGAUGGUCUUAUUAGACAUGUGUUAAAUGAAGGUAUGCUGUAAGACUUUCUGUGUGGAUAAUAUGAAGACAAAAUUGAAUGUAUUCAAAGACCAAAAGAUUUUAUGGUGACUGCUGGAGAUUAACAGUGCAUUCAGUAAUAAAAUGCACUUUAUUUCCUUAUUCGGUUGUGGUACAAUCAUUUCUAAAGUGUUUUUUAUAUUCACAUUCUAUAAAGGUUUGAACAUUAUUUUUUUAACUGUAAUAUCACAUUUGGGCAAGUGAUCAUUUUUAUGACAUUUAAAUUUGAGUUUAGGUUCAUCCUAUUUUCACUAAUCAUACUUGAUAUGCAUCUACAACUUAAUUUAUGUGAUGUGCAAUGAAAUACACUAUGUAUUUUCUUAGGUUUUAUUAUCGUUAUCUUUAUAAUCAAUACCACUGUUUUUGGAGCUGCUACCCCUUCUACAGUUCAAGAUAGUUGCAUUGGUUUAACUCUGACACAAAUGUCCUGAUCUGAAAUUCUGUGCUUGUAUACAGCUUUUGUGUAAUGCAGUGAAAUGUGUUUAUAAACCUUUAACCUAAUUUUUUUACUUCUCUA